Molecule: messenger RNA, 370 nt
Organism: Frankliniella occidentalis (western flower thrips)
Lineage: Eukaryota; Metazoa; Arthropoda; Insecta; Thysanoptera; Thripidae
Product: antifungal protein
Source: RefSeq, a predicted model, not a curated record
UGAUAUCAGAGGGCCAGUUUAACCCAUCCCCACCACCCGUUCCCUGCUUUGAAUAUAAAAGCGGAGACGCCAGCAUCACAGUAUCAGUAGACUCCCAAACAACAGCAGCCGAUCUACUAGUUGACAGCUUCAGAAUCAACAUGAAGGUCCUCAUUGUUAUGGCUCUGGCUGCACUGGCACUGGCCAGCGCGGCCCCAGGUGGCGGCAGCUACGGAGGUGGACAAGGUAGCUACGGAAACCUUGGUCAGGACGGACACGGUAUCAACCACGGAAGCCACAGCAACCUCGGCCAGGACGGACACGGCGUUCACCACAGCAACCUAGGCCAAGACGGACACGGCAUCCAACACAGCAACCUCGGCCAGGACGG